Messenger RNA from Rhododendron vialii, 1397 nucleotides. Its product is annotated as senescence-specific cysteine protease SAG39-like. The coding region runs from base 113 to 1135 and encodes 340 amino acids. The record is from RefSeq and is a predicted model, not a curated record. The transcript is spliced from 3 exons. Gene Ontology annotation, cellular component: lysosome. Gene Ontology annotation, molecular function: cysteine-type endopeptidase activity. NCBI's taxonomy places the organism in Eukaryota, Viridiplantae, Streptophyta, Magnoliopsida, Ericales, Ericaceae.
AGCUGGCAUCACAUCACACGCAUUUGCUGAAAUUGGACAGCAAAGACAACCACGGCCGGGAGUUCAACGUCGGCUGAAACAAAGAAGAAAAGAGAGAAGAAAAAAUUUUACAAUGGCUUCCACAAACAAGUACCAAUGCAUCGGCUUCGCUGUGCUACUCAUUUUGGGAGCUUUGGCUUCUCAAGCUACAUCUCGUUCCAUCAAAGAUGCAUCCAUUUCUGAGAAGCAUAGGCAAUGGAUGGCUCAUUAUGGACGUGUAUGCAAGGAUACCGAGGAAGAGGAGAAACGAUUGAAGAUUUUCAAGGACAAUGUGGAGUAUAUAGAAUCCUUCAACAAAGCCGCAAACAAGUCAUAUAAGCUUGCCGUUAAUCAAUCUGCAGAUCUUACGAAUGAAGAGUUCAAACUACGCAACGGAUUCAAGAGCCAUGGUUAUUCCACAGUAGCAUCUUCUUUUAAAUAUGAAAAUGUGACUGCAACGCCAUCGUGCAUGGAUUGGAGGAAGGAAGGGGUGGUAACACCUGUUAAAGACCAAGGCGAUUGUGGAAGUUGUUGGGCAUUUUCUGCUGUGGCAGCUGUGGAAGGAAUAAAUGCAUUGAAAAAUGGCAAGUUAAUCUCAUUGUCUGAGCAAGAGCUAGUUGACUGUGACAUCAAUGGUGGUGAUCAUGGCUGCCAAGGUGGUCUCAUGGAUUAUGCAUUCCAAUUUAUCCAAAAGAAUCAGGGCCUUACCACCGAAGCAAACUACCCUUACAGCGGAACUAAUGGCACAUGCCAAAGAAACAAAGCAGCUCAACAUGCAGCCAAGAUAACUGGCUAUGAAGACGUCCCAACAAACAAUGAGAGUUCUUUGUUGAAGGCUGUUGCGAACCAACCAAUCUCUGUGGCCAUCGAUGCAGGAGGACCUGACUUUCAGUUCUACUCAAGUGGUGUCUUUACAGGAGAAUGUGGCAUUGCCCUUGACCAUGGUGUAACAGCUAUUGGAUAUGGAACUAGCGACGAUGGAACCAAGUACUGGCUAGUAAAGAACUCAUGGGGUGUAGGCUGGGGUGAGGAAGGGAACAUGCGUAUGCAAAGGGAUAUUGAUGCAAAAGAAGGCCUUUGUGGUAUCGCAAUGCAAUCUUCAUACCCUACAGCAUAAACUUGGAUAUUAAAAGAAGUGACAGCUUCUAUGAUAUAAGAGACCACUUGUUACUAUGGCUGUUUUUUUUUUUUUGAGAGGAAAAAUAAAUUUGGUUAGAGAUCCUUGCAAGUUAUUGUUAUACAUUUCCCCCUUGUCCUAACCAUGACAUGUUCAAACUCUUCUUCCUUUUUCUCUCAUGUGAUAUCCAUGUAAGUUGUUAGGUGUUUCUCUUUCGGGAAUGCAACAAUCAUAUUUGGUUUAUAGUGAUUUGUCUUCAAAA